GCGGCGUUAGUGGGCCCCUGCGCAGUUUUUCCUUCCAGGGCCACCGACCCCGCCCGCCGGCUCGCCAACCUGCCCGCCCCGCUCUGCCCCGCCCCGCUCCGCGCCACGCAGAAGGCGCCCGGGGAACGCCGAGCGCCGAGACGAGCGCGGCCCGGGCCGGCUCCGGCGCUAGCGCUGCGGCUGUAGCGGAGGACUACAGCGACAAGGACGAGGGCCGCCCUCUGUACUCCCUGCGUGCGGCGCCGCUCCUGGCGGCUGGCCGGCCCUCGGGAGUACGGGCGAGGAAGAGAUACUGGAGUGAUGAUGAUUGUGGAUUCUUCUGUGGGAUUAGAAGCCACAUCUAUUGUGAUCGGGAAACUCCAGGAAUAGCAGCAGAGAUGGAUGAGCAGGCGCUUUUAGGGCUAAAUCCAAACGCCAAUUCAGACUUCAGACAAAGGGCCCUGGCUUAUUUUGAACAGUUAAAGAUCUCCCCAGAUGCCUGGCAGGUGUGUGCAGAGGCACUGGCACAGAAGACGUACAGUGAUGAUCACAUAAAGUUUUUCUGCUUCCAAGUAUUAGAACAUCAAGUUAAAUACAAGUACUCAGAACUAAGCACUGCUCAACAGCAGCUGAUUAGGGAGACGCUUCUCUCAUGGCUUCAAGCUCAGAUGCUGAAUCCCCAGCCAGAGAAGACCUUUAUACGAAAUAAAGCUGCCCAAGUCUUCGCCUUGCUUUUUGUUACAGAAUAUCUCACGAAAUGGCCCAAGUUUUUUUUUGACAUUCUCUCAGUUGUGGACCUAAACCCACGGGGAGUGGACCUGUACCUGCGCAUCCUCAUGGCCAUUGAUUCAGAGUUGGUAGAUCGUGACGUAGUCCAUACGUCAGAGGAGGCUCGCAGGAACACUCUGAUAAAAGAUGCCAUGAGAGAACAGUGCAUUCCAAAUCUGGUGGAAUCGUGGUACCAGAUUCUACACAGUUACCAGUAUACUAACUCAGAAGUGCUGUGCCAGUGCCUUGAGGUUGUUGGGGCUUAUGUCUCCUGGAUAGACUUAUCCCUCAUAGCCAAUGACAGGUUUAUAAAUAUGCUGCUAGGUCACAUGUCAGUAGAAGUUCUUCGGGAAGAAGCAUGUGACUGUUUGUUUGAAAUUGUAAAUAAAGGGAUGGACCCUGUGGAUAAGAUGAAGCUAGUAGAAUCCUUGUGUCAAGUAUUACAGACUGCUGGGUUUUUCAGCAUUGACCAGGAAGAAGAUUUGGACUUCGUGGCCAGAUUUUCUAAGCUGGUAAAUGGAAUGGGACAGUCAUUGAUAGUUAGCUGGACUAAAUUAAUUAAGAACGGGGCUGUGAAGAAUGCUCAAGAGGCACUUGAAGCUAUUGAGACAAAAGUACCACUUAUGUUACAGCUGCUAGUUCACGAGGACGAUGAUAUUUCCUCUAACAUUAUUGGAUUUUGUUAUGAUUACCUUCAUAUUUUGAAACAGCUUCCAGUGCUCUCGGAUCAGCAAAAAGCUAAUGUAGAGGCAAUCAUGUUGGCCGUUAUGAAAAAAUUGACGUAUGAUGAAGAAUAUAACUUUGAAAAUGAGGGUGAAGAUGAGGCCAUGUUUGUAGAAUACAGAAAGCAGCUGAAGUUACUGUUGGACAGACUUGCUCAGGUGUCGCCAGAGUUGGUGCUGGCUUCUGUGCGCAGAGUGUUCAGUGCCACACUCCAGAACUGGCAGAACACGCGCUUCAUGGAAGUGGAGGUGGCGGUGCGGUUGCUGUACAUGCUGGCAGAGGCUCUCCCGGUGUCCCAUGGCGCUCACUUCUCAGGUGACGCGUCAAAAGCUAGUGCUCUGCAGGACAUGAUGCGAACGUUGGUAACCUCUGGAGUCAGCUCCUACCAGCACACAUCUGUGACCCUGGAGUUCUUCGAAACUGUUGUCCGAUAUGAGAAGUUCUUCACAGUUGAACCUCAGCACAUUCCGUGUGUACUGAUGGCUUUCUUAGAUCACAGGGGCCUGUGGCAUUCCAGCGCGAAGGUCCGGAGCAGAACCGCCUACCUGUUCUCUAGAUUUGUCAAGUCCCUCAAUAAGCAAAUGAAUCCUUACAUAGAAGAUAUUUUGAACAGAAUACAAGAUUUAUUAGCCCUUUCUCCACCUGAGAAUGGUUACCAGUCGUUGCUGAGCAGCGAUGAUCAGCUCUUCAUUUACGAAACGGCUGGGGCGCUGAUUGUUAACAGUGAGUACCCUGCCGAAAGUAAGCAGGCCUUGAUGAAGGACCUCUUGACACCGCUGAUGGAGAGGUUUAAGGUUCUGUUGGAAAAACUGAUGAUGGCGCAGGAUGAAGAGAGACAAGCGUCCCUUGCAGAUAGUCUCAACCAUGCGGUUGGCUUCGCCAGUCGAACCAGCAAGGCUUUCAGCAACAAGCAGACCGUGAAACAGUGUGGCUGCUCCGAAGUUUACCUGGACUGUUUACAGACAUUCUUGCCAGCUCUCAGCUGCCCUGUACAAAAGGACGUUCUCAGAAGUGGGGUUCGCACCUUCCUUCAUCGAAUGAUCAUUUGCCUAGAGGAAGAGGUUCUUCCGUUCAUCCCAUCUGCCUCAGAACACAUGCUCAAAGACUGUGAAGCCAAAGACCUCCAGGAAUUCAUUCCACUCAUCAACCAGAUUACGGCCAAGUUCAAGGUCCAAGUGUCCCCGUUUUUACAGCAGAUGUUCAUGCCCCUGCUUCACGCCAUUUUUGAAGUGCUGCUGCGGCCAGCAGAGGACAACGACCAGUCGGCUGCGCUAGAGAAGCAGAUGCUGCGGAGGAGCUACUUCGCCUUCCUACAGACAGUCACCGGCAGCGGAAUGAGCGAAGUGAUCGCAAAUCAAGGUGCAGAGAACGUAGAACGGGUGCUGAUCACUGUUAUCCAGGGAGCCGUUGACUAUCCAGAUCCAAUUGCACAGAAAACAUGUUUUAUCAUCCUCUCAAAGCUGGUAGAACUCUGGGGAGGUAAAGAUGGACCAGUGGGAUUUGCUGAUUUUGUUUAUAAGCACAUUGUCCCUGCCUGCUUCCUAGCACCUUUAAAGCAGACCUUUGACCUGGCAGACGCACAGACAGUAUUGGCACUUUCUGAGUGUGCGGUGACUCUGAAAACAAUUCAUCUCAAACGGGGCCCUGAGUGUGUUCAGUAUCUUCAACAAGAAUACCUGCCCUCCUUACAAGUUGCUCCAGAAAUAAUUCAGGAAUUCUGUCAAGCACUUCAGCAGCCUGAUGCUAAAGUUUUUAAAAAUUACCUAAAGGUAUUCUUCCAGAGAGCAAAGCCCUAAGAAUUGGAUUUCCCUCUCCUGUGUCAUGAUCAGGAAUCCAGUUAAUAAUUUAUAAAGAAGUGGUUUUGUGUGCCAUUCACACUCGCCUUUUAACAUUGUUCUGAGCUUACUGCGGUAUAUGUGGGGUUUUCUGUAAAAUGGAUGUAAUUUUUCCCUAAUACAGGUAUGUGACAACAAGUAAAGUUGCCUGCAUGCCAGUUUAAAUUGUUUAUGUAAAAAUGCUGUUAUAAGACAUAGAUUUAUCCUAGUACCUUAAUUUUUUCUUUAUAUAAAACUUUAAAGUUCUUUAUAAAAACUAAAGUGUGGAAAACUGACUCUAACAAAUUGAAUGUAAAGUUGGAAAUGUUCAGUUUUAUGUGUGCAGACACAUAAGCUUUGGGGGGUUAACAAUCAAAACGUAAUUUUUUUGUAGAUAGCCAUUACAUUUCUUUAAACUGUUUCAAUGCCAAUAUGUAUUCUAUAAGAGAAUGGGUUCCUAAAUAAGUCGGUUUAAAAGUAGGUGCUGGUGUUAUACAUUUUUUAUAAAAUAAAUUUUACAUAGUGAAAUAUACCAAGUCUUUUCCAGAAUUAUUACAAAUAGCCUCCUUUUUCCACCUCAGUCACUCUGUGAUUUGCGACCUAAAGGUUUGCACAUAUGAAUGUGGAUGCCUUACUUCACUGACUGUGCCCCUAAAGGCCACUCGCAACCUAGGUCUGUUAAGCUGGUCUCUUUAAAUGCACUCGAGAUCAGCUCCGUGAAUCUAUAAAAGAAUUACAAAUUCCAGUGUUUUUCUAUGCUUUUAGAUGUACUUAGCACAGUAUACCUGGAUUUUUUAUUGUCUUGAGACUGGGUCUUGAUAUAUAGAACAGGCUGGCCUCAAAUUCACAGCCUGUCUCUGCCUCCCAGCUGCUGCGAUUAAAGGUGUGAACCACCAGGUGUGACCACCUGUAUGUUUGUGAUUUUGUAGUCAGUUACUACUUACUGCUGUGUGCUCCAGGAGAAAGCUAGAAAAGCAGUGCUAUCAGUGUUGGGAAGAGGGACAAAACUGCUGUGGCAUAGCUAUAGAUGCUUCAGUUUUCCGAGCCCAGUUAAGGCCUAGACCUAACUCCAUUAGCCGAGUGCUUACCAAGCAAGCCCAGGUUCCAGCCUAGUACUGCACAAAGGAACAGAAAGGGAGGAGGGUUAGGGUGCCCUCAGCUACAUAGUGAAUCUGGGGUCAGCCUGGGCUACAUGAGCACCUGCUUAAGAUGGAAUAAGUAAAUCUGAGAGGGUGUGUUACUCAGUGGUGGAAAGCUUGCCUGAGGACCUGAGUUUCCUCCCCAACACCACAGAACAGGGAGGGGACAGAAUGAUUUCAGGGUGGAUUUGUCUUGGGUUUCACCCUUGGCUGUGUGUUGUCAUGGGGUUUGUGGCCCAUAAAUUCCCUAAAAUCUUUUGAGAGUGUGUGUGUGAGAUUGUGUGGGGGUGGGGGGCGUGUAUAUAUGGGGAGGUUGAUAACCUUUUGGUGGUGGUGGUGGUUUUUUGAGACAGGGUUUCUCUGCGUAGCCCUGGCUGUCCUGGACUCACUUUGUAGACUAGGCUGGCCUCAAACUCACAGUGAUCCGCCUACCUCAGAGUGCUGAGAUUUCAAGUUUUGUACCACCACACCUGGCAAAUACCUGAUUUUUUGAGACAGGGUCUUCAGUGAACCUAGAGCUCAGUGUUUGGGCUGGGUUGGCUGACCUACCCUGUCUCUAUGGCCCAGUCUUCAGGCUACAGCCACCAGCUUCUCUGAGGGUGCUGGGGAUCAAAAUUCAGGCCCUCAUUGUUUUCAGCAAGCACUUUACCUGCUGAGCGCUCCCCUAGAUUUUACUCUAAAUUGUGCACAUGGGUAUUUUUCUGAUUUUUAAUUCCGCAAAAGAUGCUCAGUAUUUUCCUUACAUUAUAAAGUAAAAGCAGUGAAGUAAACUGACAGGAAACUGAGAAUGAUGAAACUAGAUUAAUGAAGUAUAUAUAGUACUUCUGUAAAUUUUUUUAAAUAGGUAAGUGAGCCAGAUUUGGUGGCUCACUCAUGCUUGUAAUCACAGCAUUUAGAGGAGGCCGAGGCCAGUCUGGGCUAGAGUGAGACUUGGUUUCAAAAACAAAACAAGCAAACAAAACAAGCAAAACUGGAUGUUUGUUUGCUGCACUCUAUUCACUGUGGAGAUGUAUUGGCGUCUCUUGCUGUAGUGUGACUGCAAGGUGUUCUAGUGAGUAGCACAGCACAGCAGUUAAGAGCUUGUAUAACAAGGACUCUAGACCCAGAUGAAGUAGGUUCAAACACCAUUUACACCAGUAACUGAUUUUAGGACCUUGAGCAAGUUGAAUCUCCCUGCCUUGGUGUCCCACUCAGAAAUGGGGGAAACAAUGGUAGCUACCUCAUAACUUGAUAAGAAUUCAAUGGAUUAAAACAUAGGCCUCGGCAUUAGCUUGGAUUACUGUACCAUGGAGUCCAUACACAGCUCCUUAAAGCCCUACAAUAGGUUCACAUGUGUUUAAACCUGAGAAACCAGGACAUGGAAAUCAGAGUGUAUAAAUAGUGAAUGUUAAUGUAAUCAUGUAUAAUAAUUCUCAUCUUCAUUCCUUGAGGUUACCCAAGUAUGGUCAUUAUCAAGAAACUGUUCCAUCAUUAAGUACCUAAUUUCUAAAAGCAAGCACCCAAAUAAUUGUCUCAAGGGGUAAUCUCAUUUGUUAUAGGUAAGAAAACAGAGGCAAAAGACCUAGGGUUUCACGGUGCCUGGCUUCGCCCCAUGCCUAAUCGACUGUUUCCAUCUCGACGCUUGCUAAUGGGCUCACAAGUGGCUUGCCUUUUAAGAAAGUACUUUGUGGUGUUUUCAUGUGUAUCACCUACGUGGGAAAUGUGAAGUCCUUUGGCUUAGUCAUAUUUCCUCCAUAACUUUGGAGCUGUGGGUUUUUCUCUUGGAGAAACUUGGAUGGACCUGUCUGUCACUCCUGUCAUUAUCAGAACUGCGAGAGAUUUUAAUUGUAAGCAGAAAGUGCAUUUGCUGUUAGAAUGGUUUCAUUGCCUAAACUGUUGAAAAUUCUAAUAAAAUAACUCUUUCUAAGAA
Molecule: messenger RNA, 6332 nt
Organism: Psammomys obesus (fat sand rat)
Lineage: Eukaryota; Metazoa; Chordata; Mammalia; Rodentia; Muridae
Gene: Xpot
Product: exportin for tRNA
Exons: 25
Coding region: 378-3266 (962 amino acids)
Biological process (GO): intracellular protein transport; tRNA re-export from nucleus
Cellular component (GO): cytoplasm; nuclear pore; nuclear matrix
Molecular function (GO): tRNA binding; small GTPase binding
Source: RefSeq, a predicted model, not a curated record